Abrus precatorius (Indian licorice) is the source of this 483-nucleotide messenger RNA. RefSeq lists its product as uncharacterized. Lineage: Eukaryota; Viridiplantae; Streptophyta; Magnoliopsida; Fabales; Fabaceae. Bases 1 to 483 code for a protein of 160 amino acids. The transcript is spliced from 3 exons. The record is from RefSeq and is a predicted model, not a curated record.
AUGGCUAGAGUAGUGGGCAUUUUUCUGUGUGUCCUGAUAUUAAUCAUGGAUGUUGCAGCUGGGAUUCUUGGCUUCGAGGCUGAAGUAGCACAAAAUAAGGUUAAGCACUUAAGAUUGUGGAUAUUUGAGUGUAAAGAGCCAAGUCAUCAAGCCUUCAUGUUGGGGUUGGCUGCAGCAGUGCUUUUGGGACUAGCCCAUGCUAUAGCCAAUUUGCUAGGUGGCUGCACUUGCAUUUGUUCUCAACAAGAGUUUGAUAAGGCUCCCCCCAAUAAGCAACUCUCAGUGGCUUGCCUUAUUUUAACUUGGGUGGUGUUGGCCAUUGGAUUGUCCAUGCUGGUGAUAGGGACCAUGUCAAACAAUAGGUCAGAUGGUUCCUGUGGUUUCUCACACCAUCACUUUCUUUCCAUUGGUGGGAUUUGUUGCUUUGUUCAUGGCCUAUUCUGUAUUGCAUAUUACGUUUCUGCCACUGCUCCUAUGGAUUAA